UCGCCAUUUCCGCCACGAACGCUGGCCGAUAGUCUUGUGUGUAAAACUGUGAAAUUGGAGGUUAUAGUGCUAAUUUUCUUGUUAUUUGUGCACGUAAAUUAGCUAAAAAGGCUCCAGGAACGUUGACCGACAGUCUGGCGUCAAAAUAGCACUGAAAGUGCAUGUAAUGACUGCCAAUUACCCCAGAAAUGAAGAUAGACAAUAACCAACACACAAAAAACAGAGGAAUCAGUUAUACAGUGCAGUGCGACAGUACCUACUCAUAUAUAAACUCUUUGCUUUAAACCUUUUUUAAUUUUACUUUUUCUAAGCUCAAACAGCCAGUAUUUAAAAAGUUAAAAAUAGUUUUUUUCUUUAUUUAAGUAAGUGUUGACAUUUUUAAGUUAGUUAUAGUGUAUGGAUUGUGGCGGGUCGUGUUAGUGUAGUGUUGCAAGCAUGAAAAUACCAGAGACGUCAGCAAACGUUGGAGCUUAUUAUGGCAAUGAGGAAAACGGACAGUGGCAGCCUAACGGCGUGAUAGUGGACAGCGGCGUGGGAGGCGGCGUGGUCGGCAGCGGCGACGCGGGCGUGCACCGCGCGCCCGUGUACCCCAUGCACGUGCCACGCAAUCACAUCCCCGGUGAGUGCGGCUACGUGAUGGCGGGCGCGUACUACCCGGCAGCGUACCCCGCUGCGCCGGCGCAAGACGACUUCGCCGACUACAUGUGGAUGGAGCAUGAGGAAGAAUUUGACAAACAGGUGAUGCAACAACUAGAAGAAGAAGCCCUAAUGGAGCAGUGUAUAGAGGCCAUGUUAGAGGACGAGCAGAGGGAGAGACAGAGGCCGGAGCGGGAGAGGCCGCGGCGGGAGGAGAGGCCCAACGCCAACGGACACAACCACAACUAUCCCACGACAAGCAACGGAGCGUCGCUAUCGUUAGAAGAAACGGUGUCUCGCUCCACACUCAACCCGCUGGCAGCAGAGUUCGUGCCCACCAGGAGUCGAUACCAGCCCCCCACAGAAGACAAGUCGGAAGCCCCGGGCGAGGCGGAGCCCCCCGCGCCCGCCGCGGAGGCCGAGCCCGCGCCCGCUGAAGACACCCACAAAGACGAGUCACAAGCAACCCCGGAGCCACCGGAGGUGAGCGCCGCGGACGUGGCGGACAAGACCCCGGCCCGGACGAAAGACAAGAAACCGGACGCCAAGAAACCGGUAAAGCAGGACGUGAAGAAGACCAAACCGCAAGUCACCAAGUCGGAUACUAAAGUCCAGCCUAAAAAGAAGGAAGUGAAGACAGUGAAGAGCGAGGUGAAGGUGGCGGACACGCCCGCCCCCGCGCCCGCGCCUGUGGAGCCCCCGCCAGCGCCCGUCGCUACGGAACCUAGCAAGGCCACGCUACCGUCGCCGACAGAGGAUACGGGGCCGAAGCCAAUCAACUAUGCGGCCGCCGCGAAGGCUAACAAGCCCAAGAAGCCCACCACUCCCCCGACAGACGCGGCCACAACCCUGGACAAACACAAGAAAACAGAGAAGCCCCCAGUGAAGGCAGCUAAAACGGAAAAACGCAAAAGCUUAACGAACGGCGAUAGCAACACAGCUCUACGACCGACUGACUGACCCCAGUGUUGCCACCCUUCGCAUCACAAGUCAACAUCAGGUGAAGAUUUAAAAUUAGAAUUACACUCCAGGUCUUUUAAAAAGUUACAAAAGGAGGCGGUGAAAUCUUGAAUCUUGAUUUGUCAAUGUAUGUAUACUAUUUGUAUACUGACAUUAUAUUUAUAUUGUAUAUGACUAUCACUUAUUCAACUCAUGCGUUUGUAGAACUCAAAUUUAGUGUCUAUGUUUAUUAUUUCGGAGAGUUUUUUGUAAACAAUUACCGGCCGAUAGGUUACUUUAGUAAAAAAUGAAUUUGUGCUUGAAUUUGUAAAGUGUAUAUUCAUUAGUGUACAUUGACACGAAAAAACUAGAUGUAACAAAAAGACGGGAUUAUCUCUAGAAGAGAUCUCUUUCAGCCAACCCUGCGUGGUGUAGUAUACUCAACUUGUUAUUAAGUAUAUAGAUAUCGACGUAUUUAGUUUAUUUGAAAAAAAUGAAACUUGAAUGCUAUAGUGAUUUGCCUACAAGUAACUUUCUAAAUUAUUGUCAGAGUUAUUGAUAAAGGUUUUGAAGUCAGCUUUCCACCCUCCGUUUUAUUUUAAAGAGGCAAUAAUUAUUAUUAUAAAUAAAAAAAUAAAAUAAAAAAUAGUAUGUGAUAUUUCCAUAUAAAGUUGCAUUUUCUUUUGUAAACUGAAAUGAGAAAAAAAAAUAAAAAAAUAGUGUAUAGAUGGUAAUGUUAUGUGAAUAUAUAAGGGAAAUUAAAAAAUAAAAUUAUGUUAGUUUACAUGUAAAAUGGCUUGGGGUAGGAUUAGAAAUUAAGUGUAUUCUUUGGACCUAAACCUAAAUUUAUACACAAUAAAAUCUUUAUCUUUUCUUUUUAUCUUACAGGAUUAUUAUACUUCGUUCUAUUAUCUCAGAUGACCUUUACAAUUUGUCCGGACAAAUUGUGGCAUUAUUAUUUUAUUAAAAAAAAGGUAAAUUUAAAUUUCUAAUCCUAACCGAAGGGAACGAAGCGAAAAUUCACUCAAAAUUAUGUAUGGAAUAAUAACUGUAUGGAAAGAAAAUUAAUGUAUUGAAAUGUAUUUGGUUUCGAUGAAAAAUUAAUCUUAUAGCUUCACUGUUAGUGACUAUUUCUUUUAAUGUAUUAAAAGCUACUGUACGAUAAAGUACAGAUAAUUAUUGUUUGCUCGUGUUGUUAGAGUGAAAGCACCGUACAAUAGGUAUAUGAGUGCGAGAGAGAUAGAAAAUAUGGCGUAGUCUAUGAUAAUAUAGAUUUUAUACUGCGGCAAAGAAAGCUUUUGCACGUGUUUGAUUGUCACGUCCGUAAGUUUGUGGCAUGUUUUGGCACGUUCUUGUCCCUAGAAUGACUGAAACACAUAGAAAAAAUGACUUGGCUGUAUCGACGUAGUUCCCUUUGCCUUGCCCGGGAAACCAAAACAAAAAAGGCAUGAUUUUGUAUAGAAUAUUGAGUGAGUUUUCGCUUUAAAAAAUAGCCUAGAAUUGUAAGGCUGUCCAAUAAUUAUCCUAAUGUAGCUUAAAAUAAUUGAAAUUAAAAAAAAAGUUGUGUAUAUGGUAUAAUAAAAAAAAAUGUAUAGUAAAAAAAUUGCACGUAAGGUUUUUUAAAUGGGUAUUUCACCUGUGGGUUGCUGUUUUGCGGAAGGUGUUGCCAGCCGCAAAAUUACCAUUUGGUAGAAUGGUAGAAUUUUUUUCUCACCGACAGGGAACUGUAAUUUAGGUUUUGUUUCUAAAGUUAUCGUUUUUUUUAGUUUAAGAUAGACACUGGAAUAUAUGAUUAUUUUUGUUUAGUUUUAAAUUUUUGAGGCGCGACAGUUUGUAGUAUUCGAAUGUUUAGGUAUUAAAUUUGGAUAAAAUCCAUCUUUUCUUUGCUUUCUUCUUUUCUUUUUUUUUUUCUUCGGAAAUGCCGUUACGGCACGUCUUUUUUUUAUUUAUUACUAAAUGUUUCGGAUGUAAUUUGAGUGCUACAGAUUAUCGCGAAUUACCUCUUAUGAGCUCAUAAACAUAUAUAUAAGCACUGUUUAAAACUAUAAUUUUGUCUAUGACACCCGUAUUUGUAAAUGUUAACUCCAACCAGCGUUGCCAGAUUUGCCAAGUCGGGAUUUUGGAACUUUUUGAGUGACAAAAGCGGGAUUCUUUCGUCGAAAGCGGGACUAAGAAAAGAGAGAAGGAGAUGUCGCAGUCGCACGCACCGGUUGCGUGACGCACCUCUCAUGUCGUGAACCAUACAUAAUCAUGUAAGGUCACGAAUUAUCUGAAUUCUGAAUCACAUUCCAAAACUGAAAUGUGUCAUAGUUAUAUGAAUACCUGUGGGGCAAAAUACCCACAAAUGGGCAACAUGCCCAUAGCUGUCUAAAUAUAGGGUAAAAACCCCACGAUGUUAGAAUAUGGGAUUAGAAUGUUUCAUAGUUAUAUGAAUACCUAUGGGGCAAAAUACCCACAAAUGGGCAACGUGCCCAUAGCUGUCUAAAUAUAGGGUAAAAAACCCACGAUGUUAGAAUAUGGGAUUAGAAUGUUUCAUAGUUAUAUGAAUACCUAUGGGGCAAAAUACCCACAAAUGGGCAACGUGCCCAUAGCUGUCUAAAUUUAAAAAACACCCACGAUGUUAGAAUAUGGAACAUUCUCGCGCGCUUAUCAUCAUUAUGCGCCGGCCAGGCGGCCAGUCCACACUUUUCUGUGCCAUCGGCCCGCGCUUUCUCAGUACGUUGCACGCACGGUCGGGCUAUUCCCGAAAAGCGGGACUGAGCCUGUCCCUUUCUGUUUAAAAAUCGGGACGUUUGGCAACGCUGACUCCAAUUUUCCUCGACUCUGUGUACACAGUUGAGCCGACCUCAAGGUCUUCGAACUCAGCUCAGAAUCGGUAUUCUUAGACGCGUCAACCUUAACUAGAGUUUACUACAGUGAAGCAUGACGUCAUAAUUUUCGUAUUAUCAUGUUGGCAGUAUGACAUGCUCGACUCCAGUGUAAAUGUCAAAAAAGCUCAGCUGAGGCCGAGUCUAGUGGAGGAAGUCGAGUUAACAUCUUAAGAUACGGGUAUAACUUUAUAUUAGUCAGUCGUAAAUUAGAAAUAUGUUUAAAUAUUACAAGAAUAAUUACCUAAUUCGUACACAAAACCACCAGUUUUAGAAUGAAUAUAUUAAUUAUAAAAUACAGUCGCUAUUUAUAUUAAUUAAUACAUUAUUUUAACAUAUUAACAAUAAAUUUAGAAAAUCUAUUGUCAGCAAUUCGCGCGUUAUCUGUUUGAUCCCGUUUAAAUAUUUAUUCAAGUAAAUAUCUCAAAACCCUAUUGGGGUUAAACCACAUUUUUCAGCACCUCAGCGCGUAUGCUUCUAUCUGAUACCUAUUUCUACCAAAGUAUUUCUCCCAGGAGAAAUAGAUUUCCAUUCAUUCUACUGUUCUAUUCUAUUUAGAUACUUUGGUAGAAAUAGGAAAUACCGCUUCUAUCUCUUUUCUAAUCUCAUAUCUUUCCUUUUUUAACAGCCUCCGUGGUCCAGUGGUUGAGCGUUGGGCUCACGAUCCGGAGGUCCCGGGUUCGAAUCCCUGUGGGGGGACAUAUCACAGAAAUCACUUUGUGAUCCCUAGUUUGGUUAGGACAUUACAGGCUGAUUGUCCAAAAUGGUAAGAUGAUCCGCGCUUCGGAAGGCACGUUAAGCCGUUGGUCCCGGUUACUACUUACUGAUGUAAGUAUGUAGUCGUUACAUGAACCAUGUCAAGGGCCUUUGGCGGCUGAAUAGUAACCCUGACACCAGGGUUGAUGGGGUUGGUACUCCACCUCACAACCCACACGAUAGAAGAUCCUUUUCUGUUACUCAGAAUCGUUAUUUGCGAUCGUUAGAGCGAGAAAGAACGCUCGCAUGCUUACGCUAUCGACUCUGCCGCGUGCGGUCACUAUCUCUCUCUAGCCAAUGACGUUUCUGACUAACAGAAAAGGAUGAAGCAUACAAAAGUGCUAUUUGGUGCUGACAAAUGUUGGCCCUACUUAUAUUUAAAUUGUUUGUAUUGCAUCACUGUUAAUUUCGUCUGCAACUUUGCCGUGUUUUAAAUCAGACGUCGGCCCCGAUUCCUGCAGACACCGCCUAAUUUUAUUUUAAGUUAUACCAGUCAUUUUCUUAUCCGUUGAAAAGGAAAGGGAUAAUCGACAGGCAUAAAAUUUAUAGAAGACACGUCAGUUUUAUGCGCAAAUUUAAGAAGCCCUUCCAAAAUUUUAUAUUGGCCAAUAACCCGACAGAAUUAAGUGAAUAAGAAUUAAACCCCCUAGUAGUCAAUCAUCCGUCCCUUUCCUUUUCGGUGGAUAAGAAAAUGACAGGUAGGUCAGGUAAUUUUAUAAGUUAUAAAAUGAACUUAUAAAAUUAUGCCUGCAGACAUCGGCCACUAAUAGCAGUUUGUAUAGAAAAAUAUAGCUUGACGACGAUAAAUCCUCAAUAGUUGAACCUCGAGCAUGUAUAUAGAAAAUUACGUAAACAUAGAAUACAGUACGCGUUUCUCGUCACUUUAGAUUUAUUUCACACAUUUCUUUUUUUUUUUUUUUUGACGUGACUUAUUGUAGAGUCGUGUGGGUUGUGAGGUGGAUUACCAACCCCAUCAACCCUGGUGUCAGGGUUACUAUUGAGCCGCCAAAGACCCCUGACAUGACUAACGACUACUAACUUACAUCAGUAAAUAGUUACCGGGACCAAUGGCGGGCGUAACGUGUCUUCUGAAGCACGGAUCGUCACAAAAGGCUGUAAUUAAUUCUGGGAUUAAAAGUCCUUAUUCCAAAACCUAUAAAUAGUCACUGUGGUCACUUGCUUCUCGAACUGGGAGUGCCGGUUCGUAGCCCCCGGACUUGCACUAAUAAGUUAAUUUAUCUCAGUGCACAGUUCACUAACACAGUUGUCUCGACCAUUAUAGACGGCGAUACGGCUCACCUAUCACGUCGGUCUAACAGAAAGCUCGGUAAGUGGGUACAUAGUUCAUCUUGCGAUGGAUGUACCUCUGCCUACCCCAAUUGGGAUAGAGUCGUGAGCUUAUGUUAUGUAUAACCUAAAUUCCAGUUGCACACACCUUUAACACUUUCAAGGACAGAACGUCUACGGACGUACCAAGGUUCCAAAUAGACAUAACAUAACAUAAAUAGCCUAUAUACGUCCCACUGCUGGGCACAGGCCUCCCCUCAAUCAACCGGAGAGGGUAUGGAGCAUACUCCACCACGCUGCUCCACUGCGGGUUGGUGGUGUUUUUUUUUACGGCUAACAGCCGGGACCAACGGCUUAACGUAAAAUAGAAUCAAUUUUAAUUUAUACGCCGAUAAACACAGCACUACUUAUAAUGACAAGUCAAGAUAAAAGGUGUUGUAUUGUUAGCGGUGUGAUAAACAAGAAAAAACAUCCUGUUUGUCAUACUGGUGUGACAACCUGGUGUGACCACGAGUCCGGAGGGGUCAUACUACCUAUUAUGAACCAUCAAUGACCAUCAUCUCUGUCCGUGAAAGGGUUAAGAUACAUUUAUCGCCGUCAAGUUGUCCCGCCAUCUUUAUUUCCCUAAAAUUCUUAACUAUAUAGCAUAGUAAUUUUACGGUAUAUAUAUAAA
Pectinophora gossypiella (pink bollworm) is the source of this 7158-nucleotide messenger RNA. RefSeq names its product proteoglycan 4 (gene Paip2). The transcript is spliced from 11 exons. Gene Ontology annotation, molecular function: mRNA regulatory element binding translation repressor activity. Bases 436 to 1596 code for a protein of 386 amino acids. Gene Ontology annotation, cellular component: cytoplasm. Gene Ontology annotation, biological process: negative regulation of translational initiation. Lineage: Eukaryota; Metazoa; Arthropoda; Insecta; Lepidoptera; Gelechiidae. The record is from RefSeq and is a predicted model, not a curated record.